UUCUUCUUCUCCCCUGAAUGCCCCUUCCAUCUACCGUUUUUCCCCAUCAAUCCAGUCGGUUUGAUCUUCGCAUGUGCAGUCCUGUUGAAUGAUAUAAUUUUAUUACGGCAACCAUGGACGGAACGCAGAAUUCGGCUCCUCAAACGGUUGAAGUCGAUGUUGAUUCUGAUUCCGCAUUGGCUGAUGAUGCUUCAACUGCAUCCACAUCUUUGGCCGAAAGCAUAUUCGACUAUCGCCGCGAGAACGGAAGAAGCUACCAUGCAUACAAGCCUGGAUCCUAUGUAUUUCCUUGUGACGAGAAAGAGUCCGAUCGACUGGACUUGCAGCAUCAUUUGUUUCAACUGACCCUUGAUGGAAAGUUGUUUCUCGCACCAGUUGGGCCUGACCCACAUCACAUACUUGACAUCGGUACAGGCACCGGUAUCUGGGCCAUCGACGUCGCGGACGAGUUUCCCAGUUGCGAGGUGAUUGGCACUGAUUUAGCACCGACCCAGCCCAGCUUCGUUCCCCCGAAUUGCAAAUUCAUCAUCGACGAUGCCGAGGACACAUGGCUCUUCGGAAGUACAAAAUUCGAUCUCGUACACUUCCGGGUGAUGGGAGGCUGUUUCAAAGACUGGAGGCAGGUCUUCAAGCAUGCAUUCGAUGCAUGUGCGCCUGGAGGCUAUAUUGAAGUCAAGGAUUUUAUCUUACCUAUGAAGUGCAUCGACCAUACAUACGCUGGCACCGCUUUGGAAGAGUGGGAUAGGAACAUGAUUACAGCGUCUGAGAAUUUUGGCAAAGAAAUAUGUCAAGUCGACAGCUACAAGGGAUGGCUUCUCGAAGCCGGAUUUGUUGAUAUCCAGCAACGCGACUUCAUGUGGCCAUCAAAUCCCUGGCCGAAGGACCGCAAAUUGAAGGAGAUCGGCAAAUGGAACGAAGUCAAUAUUACGGACGGCUUGGAAGGCUUUUCCCUCAAGCUCAUGACUCACGGAUUAGGCUGGUCGGAAACGAGCGUUCAGGUUCAUAUUGCACAGGUGAGGUCCGCUAUACGUGAUCGAGGAAUCCAUGCAUACUUUUCUAUUCCAAUUCUCUGGGCCAACCUACCACAAGCCGUACGGCAUUCCUAUCACGGGCCAUAUACGCCCCCUGUGCUUGAGUUAAGCGUUUACAAUUAUGAUCAGAUGCCGAAUAGGGAAGUUUAGGUACAUAUUAGGCAUAUACGUGUCACAAGAUAGGCUUGAACGACAGGAAACAUUCGAUUGAUAUGCUGAAACACGGAAUAUGUAUUCCAAUGCCAGUACUUCAACCGACAUUUUUCAACUCCUCAUUGUGGUAAACAUCGCCACCGAAUUCCGAACCCCCAUAAAUGCGCGCUGAUCGAAAGUCCCAACCGUUUUAUUCCCAUAGCGCCAUUAUCAUUAUGCGUAUCACCUGUCCAUG
Molecule: messenger RNA, 1419 nt
Organism: Eremomyces bilateralis CBS 781.70
Lineage: Eukaryota; Fungi; Ascomycota; Dothideomycetes; Eremomycetales; Eremomycetaceae
Product: S-adenosyl-L-methionine-dependent methyltransferase
Exons: 12
Coding region: 114-1181 (355 amino acids)
Molecular function (GO): methyltransferase activity
Source: RefSeq, a predicted model, not a curated record